AUGUCAAAGUUAUCCGUGACCAACUUUUCUAAUCGUGCUGGGAGUCCGUACAAAAAAGGCGAAGAAAAAUCAAUAACACAUGAAGAAGUGCUUGAGAAAACUCAUCUAGAAAAACAGAAGGCAAAACAAAAUAUAUUAUUAAAUAAAGUGAAUAAAAAGACAGCUGAAUAUAAAGAAAAUAAACCUAGCUCUGGUGUUUUUACUGAAGUUGUUACACACGGUGCUUUUACUAUUAAAGUCAAUGAGAAAGAUAAACCAAAAGCUGAAACUGCGACUCCAGCAGCAAAAAGUGGAAAUGGGAAUAAUAAUUCAAAGUCGUUAUUGGGAUUUCCUUCAUCAGCAAAUGAUUUAGCUCUAGACGCAAAAUCAGACUUGGAAUCCGAUGUAAACGUUUCAAAGGAAGUAAAAGAAAAAGUGAUUAAAAAGCUUUUUAUGCUUGCUCAAAUGGUACAGCACGUCUACGAAUCAAAAGUCAGGAUAAUGACAGAAUAUGACAAAUUCAAAGAGUUACAACUUAAAAAUGAAUCUAGACGAGAGAGAGAACAUUCCGAACAAUUGUAUAAAUUGAAUAUGAAUUUUCAAAACGAAGUAGUGCAGUCAAUACAGAGGUUGAAAAGUGAGUUGGAUAUUUCGCGCCAUGUUAUGAAGGAGAACGUACAAUUACAAUUGAAGGGAAAUAACAGUUCUGUGUGUUUUAGCACGUCAACGGACGAUGCAAAUGAUUCCGAUGCUGUUGAUAAAAUCAUUGACAAAAGUGAGGCCAAUGACGUCAGAGAGAAUAAUAAUGGUGACAUAAAUGAUGACGCAAUUGUUACUUAA
This is a messenger RNA of Hyposmocoma kahamanoa, 819 nucleotides long. RefSeq lists its product as uncharacterized. The record is from RefSeq and is a predicted model, not a curated record. Lineage: Eukaryota; Metazoa; Arthropoda; Insecta; Lepidoptera; Cosmopterigidae. The transcript has a single exon. The coding region runs from base 1 to 819 and encodes 272 amino acids.